AUUUUAAUGUGAGCGUUAAUUUCCUUGCAAUUUUGAUUCGAAAGACCAAAUCCGUUGUAAUCUAGCAACGUGAACGCGAAACAUUGUUAAUUCUAAUUCCUCGUUUAAACUUAAUGACUUUCGUUGUUUCAGAUAAAAUGAAAAUGGAGAGGAGGAUCGCGGGAAUAAUCUACAUCCUGAUCACUUUCGCCCUUGUAAACGAAAUGUCAAUUAACGUCCAAGCAAAAGACAACAACAAGAGAAGGCCUAAAGAUAAAACUGGGGGGUUUCAAAAGAAUAUUUGCGACGUCAGCGACCGUGAUUCCAAAGUCCACUGCUAUUGUGAAAACAGUAGAGAACCAAGGAAUGCAACUAAAGCGGAAUGCUGGGUAUUUAAUGGUGGAAUACCACGGGACGAUUUAAUCUGGCAAAGUUUUGCCUCGCAACCAACUUUGCAAACUUUGUCUUUUAAUGUCCGCGUUGAUGGAGCAUUGGGAUACGUCCCGACAAAGGCGCUUCACUUUCUCAAAAACCUCAGCUCCAUUAAUAUAAGGUACGGCAAUAUAGUCGAUGUGACAGCGUUUGCUUUCGCCAAUCUCACAAACUUAACCGAUAUAACGCUGUCACAAAAUCAGAUAGAAAACUUACAACAGUACGCCUUUGCUCACCUUCCAAACAUAACGCUAAUAAAUCUUGAAGACAACAUGAUUCUUGAGAUUGGAACAGAGGUGUUUUUUGAUUUACCGAAGUUACACAAACUCGUCUUCACUAAGAAUAACAUAUCGUCGAUAACAGACGGAGCGUUUUUGCACACGUUCAAUCUACUAGAAUUGGACUUGAAUAAAAACAACAUAAUCCAUUUGCGGCGUCGCACGUUUGAUGGAUUGGCCAACUUGCGGAAAUUGGAUCUGAGGCGGAACCGCAUUUACAAUCUGACUGAAUAUACUUUCGCAGAACUGUGGAACUUACAGGAACUGUUGCUUGGCAAGAACGACUUGAAGUACAUUUCAGAGAGGGCUUUCGACGGUUUGUCUCAACUCCGAAAGUUGUCCCUGGAUGAUAAUAAACUGGCAGCGCUCCCCGCGCACCUAUUCGAAGGGGUGAGGGGACUCAGCUCCCUAGAUUUACGUUCAAAUGAACUGCAUGCAUUAACUUUUGACAACAUAAAACCUAUUUUGGACAACUUGAAGCCGCAGAACAGCAAUUUGCUGCUCGAAGAAAACAACUUCGUGUGCGACUGCAGAUUAAAAUGGAUGCACUUAUUAAGAAAUGAGACAAAAAGUCAAAAUACGCGAUUGUCAUUGGAAAGUGUUACGUGUAAAGUAGACCCGCCGAUCGUAAGCUCAGCUUACAAUAAGAUGUCUGAUGUCAUAGAAAAUAAAAUCCAAUUUAAUCAGGAAAUUCUGCAUGCGGGGAUAACGAUUGAAACUUUAAACGAUAAAAUGAACAUCACUGAAAAGAAAACUAUACCGGAGGAGCUGAAUAAAGAAAAAAACAAUGGUAUAACUGUUACUAAAAAAGCUGCGAAGAGAGUUAUAUUAAAAAUCCCACCGGAGAAUUUGCCUUGCCCGAGAGAAACGGAAACGACCACCGAAGCACCUGCUUUUGUAGUUGAUCCAGUGAUACCAAUUCAAAAUGAAAUGAAAACUUACAGAUUUCAAGAAACGAACGCAGCGUACAGACUUUCUCAUAAAUCUAGUUCAGUAUUAUGGUGUUGUUUGGCGUUUUUCUUCACUUAGAUAUAAUUAAGUAUGUAAUUAGGGUUAUGUCACUAAUUCUACGUAAUUGAGAUAACAGACUAUGUCACCUUAAGUAAACCGCUGGAGUUUAUAAUAAGGGAUUAAUUCUAUGAGCACUUAAACAUUUAUUCAAACAAUAAUGUGAUUGUAUUCACCGUAAAUGUUGUAAAUUACCGGAUUAAAAGUUAGCGCUAAGUAGAUUUAUGAAUGUAAAUUUGAUUCAUUUUAUGCGUUUUCGAGUCAAAUGCAUCAUCAAAAUUCAAUUCAGAAUGGGUGUGAGCAUUUUCGUCACUUACUUUCGACGAGUUACGUACCUUAUGAGUUACCCAACGAUAUUUUUUUAUUCUUUAGUGUAAAAUUAUAUCCAUUCUUUAAAAAAGUCUAGUUUUUUGGUUUAUAUUCACCGACGCUGAGAAAAAUGGUAUCACAUUAUUUUUUGAUAAACAAUAACAAUUCAAUUUGUUUAUGUGUCAGUGACGUAAUUCAUCAUUAUCAACCUAUUAAACCACUUGUUACGGUUACACCUGUUUUGGAAGAAUCUCUGUGAUUGUUAUACACAAUACAAUACAAAAACUCUUUAUUGUACACCACGAAAAACAUUGAACAAUAAGCACGAAACCAUCUAGUACAAGUGAUGCAAUGGGCUAUACACACACUCAUGAAAGCAUGAUUAAGCUAUUUAUUACGGAAAAGCGGGAAAAUGGUGUAUGAUGUAUGGAAUGCUAGUAAUAUGUACGAGUACUACUGAUUAUUGCAUAUUUAUAGAACUUACUCAAGAAAAUAAUACACGGUUUCUUAAAGCUUUCGGAAUGUAAGUAUUAUAUUUAUUUAAAUAAUAAGAAACAACACAUGUUUUUAAAUAU
Molecule: messenger RNA, 2581 nt
Organism: Chilo suppressalis (striped riceborer)
Lineage: Eukaryota; Metazoa; Arthropoda; Insecta; Lepidoptera; Crambidae
Source: the annotation of a GenBank genome assembly